AUGUCGGCCAGUGACGAAGAAGACGACUACAUGUCGAUGGUCAUCGAGGAGCCCAAGCAGAAAGAAACCUUUGCGCAACGCAAGCUCCGACAACAACGCGAGUCCGAAGCCCGUGGCAGAGUCCCAUCGAAAGCCGAACGCGCCGCCCAAGAGGCCGUCCGCCGCGAUGAAGCCCUGGCAACCAGCACGCUCAACCCCUCCAACAAGGGUUUUCAAAUGAUGGCGAAGCUGGGAUUCAAACCUGGCGAGGCACUAGGGAAACGCGAUCCCACCGCCACAGACUGUAACGCGCCUCCAGCCCGUUCUGAGCCUCUGAACCUGGUGUUCAAGGAGAAUCGCGGUGGCAUCGGGUUAGACAGCGAGAAGAAGCGCAAGAUCCGCGAGGAGGCGGAGGAAGCCGUUAAGAAGAUCAAGCACGAGGAAGGUGACUACCGGGAUCGGGUCCGGGAGGAACGCGAAUUGAGGCGCACCGAGGCGCUGAUUCGAGCGGCGCAGAAGGUCGCCGAGCGCUUGGAUACUGAGGCUGAAGAUGAUGUGGAGGAGGAGAAGGGGAAGAUGAAAAAGACGGAUACCGAGGAAGAAGACACUGGGCGCACACAGGAUGCCAAGGAAGACGCAGAGGAAAAGGAAGAUGGCGCGGCCAGUGACGAAGAACCGACAGCCCGCCAGCCGAAACAUAUCAAGCCCACACCCAUCAUCAAUGUCCUCUACCGGGGCCUCGUUCGCGAACGCGAGGAACGAGAGCGCUCCAUCCAGGCCCGCCAUGCUCUCCAAAGCUCCCUCCCGUCAUCUUUUUUCCCGAACCCCCGUCUACCGAGCUACAAUGACUCUGUCCUGGAGCGAGACGACCAGCAGGCUCUUGGCAGCCGACAGGAUCCAUAUACCGCCGCCGUGGAGCAAGAACUUGAGGAAGAAGAUCCGGAGCUGGAUGCCUUCAAUGCGCUCGAGCCUGCAGAACGGUUCCACAAACUGCUUCUUUACCUGCGCCAGGCGCAUUUGUAUUGCUUCUGGUGCAAGUAUCGCUACGAAACCGAAGAAGAUUUGGAGGGCUGUCCGGGGCUCACGGAGGAGGAUCAUGAUUGA
Molecule: messenger RNA, 1083 nt
Organism: Penicillium alfredii
Lineage: Eukaryota; Fungi; Ascomycota; Eurotiomycetes; Eurotiales; Aspergillaceae
Product: putative G-patch domain protein
Exons: 2
Coding region: 1-1083 (360 amino acids)
Cellular component (GO): kinetochore
Molecular function (GO): nucleic acid binding
Source: RefSeq, a predicted model, not a curated record